Prosopis cineraria is the source of this 726-nucleotide messenger RNA. Its product is annotated as chitin-binding lectin 1-like. Bases 105 to 677 code for a protein of 190 amino acids. The transcript is spliced from 3 exons. Gene Ontology annotation, molecular function: metal ion binding. The record is from RefSeq and is a predicted model, not a curated record. Lineage: Eukaryota; Viridiplantae; Streptophyta; Magnoliopsida; Fabales; Fabaceae.
UCUUUGCUUUCUUCCACACCAUUACCGUUAUUGUCACUUUCAAUCUCUUCUUGCAUCAUUUUCAUCUCUCGCAUAUCUGAGCUCGAUUUCCUCGUCAUUCAGCCAUGACUAAAAAGGUGACAACAAUGAAGCUCCAUGUUAAUCUCCAGUGUGUGAAAUGCUACAAGAAGGUCAAGAAUGUUCUCUGUAAAUUCCCACAAAUUCAAGACCAGAAAUUCGAUGAGAAGGAGAACAUUGUGACGAUUAAAGUGGUGUGCUGUAGCCCAGAGAAGAUUAUGGAUCAGCUUUGCCGUAAAGGUUGUGGCGCCAUUAAGUGCAUCGAAAAAGUCCCAUGUAAGCCACCAACUCUGCCGCCGACGCCUCCUCCUCCUCCUCCGCCUCCGCUGCCUCCUCCGCCGCCGCCACCGUGUUGUGAUUCAUGCUGUGAAUGCUGGCAUGAUGGCCCUUGCUUUGAGCCUAAGCCACGAGUUCCAGAUAGAACGUGUUGUGUUCCGUGCCAUGACGGUCGGCCUUGUAGGCCAUGCUUUGAGCGUUGUUGUAGGCCUCCACCAUGUUAUGAAGGGUAUUUUUAUGCUAGACCUGUUUAUGAUAGCUAUGGUGGAGGACAACCUUGCUACGUGAGCCGUUGUGGUCAAUACGUCAGCGAAGAUAACGUCACAGGGUGCACAAUAAUGUGAGCUAAAGGCUCAUUAUUGAUGUCGCCUUGUAUGGAGAAUAAUGAAUAAU